UUUAUUAUUGAAUCCUCGAUUUUUUUGAGACAACCAACUUAGCUGCUCGACGAUAUGUUUAUAAUUGUAUUUCAAAGAAGUGGAGUGCAAAUAGGUUGGACAUAUGGAAAGUGUUCAGUGAUCCACUUAAAAGCAAAACUCGGAUUAUGGAUAAUGUUCCACCUGGAAUUCCAAGAGAUCAGUGGACUUCUUAUGUUAAUUAUCGUUAUAAAAAAGAAACACAGGAAAUGUGCAAUAGAAAUGCUGAAAGUCGAAAGAAACAAAUCAUUCCACACACAGGUGGAUCAAAAGCUAACAUUAGAAGAAGGGCUGAAAUGAUGGCUGAGACCGGUCAAAUGCCUGGACGAGCAGAACUUUAUCUUGCUACUCAUAAGAAUGUAGAUGGAGCAUAUGUAAAUGAAGCGACAAAAGUUAUCUGUGUAAGUUAGUUAAUGGGGGAAAUAAUAACACUCCAGUU
Solanum lycopersicum (tomato) is the source of this 457-nucleotide messenger RNA. Lineage: Eukaryota; Viridiplantae; Streptophyta; Magnoliopsida; Solanales; Solanaceae. The record is from RefSeq and is a predicted model, not a curated record.